Messenger RNA from Laetiporus sulphureus 93-53, 2290 nucleotides. Its product is annotated as Sec1-like protein. The coding region runs from base 96 to 2222 and encodes 708 amino acids. The record is from RefSeq and is a predicted model, not a curated record. Lineage: Eukaryota; Fungi; Basidiomycota; Agaricomycetes; Polyporales; Laetiporaceae. Gene Ontology annotation, cellular component: cytosol; Golgi membrane. Gene Ontology annotation, molecular function: syntaxin binding. Gene Ontology annotation, biological process: endoplasmic reticulum to Golgi vesicle-mediated transport; intracellular protein transport. The transcript is spliced from 9 exons.
AGUGUCUAAACUGCCCUGGAGCCCUAGUAGUAAGAUAAGACGCAACUUCACUUGUAGCAGUAAUUCCAACUCAAACUUAUCAGCGCACGCUCGCCAUGGCGAGCAGCGCCAUAAAACAAACGAUCGCAGCCCCGCCGACGCUGCAGGAGGCGCAGAUGGCCGCGUUGCUCACCCUGCUCAACCUUAACAACCCCGUGGAGAAUACGAGCGGGAUAAUCAACCUGAGCGCAGGCUCGGGAAAGACCGCGUCGUCGUUGAAAGUGCCUGUCCCGACGGGUCCCCCGGUGUGGAAGGUCUUGGUGCUCGACCAACACACGAAGGACGUCUUGGCUACUGUGUUACGCGUACAGGAUCUUCGUGAUGUCGGAGUGACUCUACAUGUACAGCUGCAUUCGAAUCGUCCACCACUACCAGACGUGCCCGCGGUGUACUUCGUCUCACCCACGCUGGUCAAUAUCAGACGAAUAGCGCAGGAUCUAGAGAAGUGCCUCUAUGAGUCUUUCCAUCUCAACUUCGUCGAGCCAUUGCCGAGGGCGCUAUUGGAGGAGCUAGCAGCAGCAGUGGCACGCGAUGGUACCGGCGACCUGGUCGCACAGGUCCUCGACCAAUACUUAUCGUUCAUCGCACCGUCGCCUUCCCUCUUCUCCCUCCUUCCCCCGCCCGCCGCCGCUUCCGCCUCAACUCCCACAAGCUCCACUCAAUCCGGGCCCGCGCAAUCGCACUCAACCUAUACCCUCCUCAACUCCCCAUCCACGACCGAGCAGCAAAUCGAAGAGGAGAUUGAGCGGGUCGCGACGGGGCUCUUCAGCGUGGUCGCGACGAUGGGACAUGUGCCUAUCAUCCGCUGUCCGCGGGGGAAUGCGGCCGAGAUGGUGGCGAAGAAGCUGGAGACGAAGAUUCGCGACGCUAUUCUGUCCGCAGCGCGCUCACACACGGCAUCCAUAUUCGCACAGGACUCAACAGGGCUGUCGAACCUUCAACGACCGUUUCUGCUCAUUCUUGAUAGGAACGUCGAUCUCGUGUCCAUGCUCUCGCAUGGAUGGACAUACCAAGCGCUCGCCUCAGACUGCCUCGAGAUGAAGCUCAAUCGCGUUGUUGUUUCACAGCCGCAGAAGCGUUCGUAUGACCUCGAUUCCAAGGACUUCUUCUGGGCGAAGAACGCGGCGAACCCGUUCCCGCAGGUCGCAGAAGAUAUUGAUACCGAGCUAAACCGAUACAAGCAGGACGCGGCAGAGGUUACGCGCUCAACAGGGGUCAGCGACGUGAAUGAUGUAGCUCAGAUUGACCUUUCGGCGAACGCCACACAUUUGAAGACUGCCAUCACAGCGUUGCCGGAGCUGACUGCACGAAAGGCCGUCCUAGAUACCCAUAUGAACAUUGCCACUGCGCUGUUGGAGGAGAUCAAGAAGCGCGGGCUUGACGAACUUUUCAGCACGGAGGAAGCCAUCAGCAAACAGAACAUACAUACUAUCCUUGAGACGCUCCAGCAUCCCAAGGAUGGUGUGACCCCUACGCCAGUUGACAAGCUCCGGCUCGUGCUUGUGUUUUACCUGUCUUCGCCAGACAACGCGCUGUCGAAGGACGACGUGGCUGAGCUGGAGAAGGAGCUCAAGGCUGCUGGUGCUGAUGUUGCGGCGUUUGAAUACAUCAGACGGCUGAGGGAGAUAUCGCGAAUGACGAUACCGAGCUCAGUUGGUGGCAGCUCAACACCUGUUUUGGGUGGCAGUACUUCCGGCGGCGAGCUAUUCAAGGGGUUCAGUGCCCUUAGCAACAAGCUCAGUGACCGGCUGAAAGAUGGCGGUCUGGAGAACCUAAUUUCAGGCGUGAAGAACUUCCUCCCCGCGAACAAGCUUCUGCCAGUGACACGGCUCACGGAGGCGCUUAUGGAGUCGUCUGCGGCGUCGAACCAGUCACUGCAGGAGACGGACGAGUACCUUUUCCUCGACCCCCGCGCGCCGCGCAACGCACAUGCGGGGCUGGGCAUCUCUGGCGUGAGUGCACCAGGGGCCGCUGGCGGUGGGAGCGGACGGUCGAAGCGGAUGACGUUUGCGGAGGGAAUAGUGUUUGUCGUUGGUGGCGCUGGGUACAUCGAGUACGGCAAUCUGGAGGAGUGGGCGAAGAGGAUGGGGAAGAGGGUCACGUAUGGGGGGACGGAGAUCUUGGACCCGGGAGGAUUCGUGCAAGUGCUGGAGGGCUUGGGCAAGGCGGGCGCGCAGGGCUGAGGCGGACUUGUAGGUAGAUAGCACGGUCAAUUAAGACAGCGCAUAAUAGGCCGGGAGAUCUGAUCCGC